Adineta ricciae is the source of this 636-nucleotide messenger RNA. The record is from the annotation of a GenBank genome assembly. NCBI's taxonomy places the organism in Eukaryota, Metazoa, Rotifera, Eurotatoria, Adinetida, Adinetidae.
AUGAAGUUGAUCUCUAUUGCGGAUUCUACCAUCUGCGAAGAGUAUCUUCCAAGGAUCGUCGAUCGAGUUACUGCUUUACACUUAUCGAAUGGCACGGACACUUCUGAUCAGAUCGAAGAUGUUCUCAAUUACUAUAUGCCACUUCAGAUUGACUUGCUGCAUAAUCAACAAGAAAACAUAGAACGAGAAUUAUGGAAAAUUCCAUCAACCAUAUCACUGAAGCUGUUUGUUCGUGAUGCAACAUUCAAUGGCCGAAGUUUUUUAAAACAAAUGCCUAACCUACGUGAUUUAACAGUGAAAUCAAUAGGUACAUAUGCUGGUGCGCUAAACAGCUUGUUAAAAAAUCGCCUGAAUGAUUCAGAACCAUAUGAUACUGUACAAACCGAUUUCUCAAACAUCAACGCACCCUUUCGCUUUUCGAAUGUUUGUCACAUGUGUAUUGAUUUACCGUUUCAUAAUCACAUAUGGUCUAUUACUCCCACCCUUGACCACCUUCAUUCAUUAAGGGUGUCAUUUCACGAAUGUAAUCUCGAAGUCAAAGGUCAAUUUCAGGCAACUUUUCCAUGGAAUUAUAUCGAAGAUACCGACGAAAAAUAUCUGAGCAAUGAAUGUUCAAAUAUCAAAUGGCAACAAUAA